GUCACAGCUGGGUAGGAUUUAUAAAUGCCUCUUGAAUUUCUUCAUGAGAACAACUGCUUUCACUCCCAGACGAGCAGCACGCGCUCCUCAACAAGGCAAGGAUGAACUGUGGCGUGUGUGUGUGCGUGCUUCUGGCCGCCCUCUCGGUCACCUUUGCGGCUCGAACCCGCUCCUCUCCGGUGCAGGAAGAGAACGAUGCUCUGCCCUCGCAGAUGGAUUCCAGUGUGAGCGCAGGCCACGGUGCCAACCCACGUGCCAACCUCAAUGAGCUGCUGGCAAGACUUAUCUCCAGGAAAGGUUCUGUUCGUCGGAACUCGAUGGCGAACAGCAAGUCGAGCGCUAACCACCGGAUAAAAGAUCGGGACUACCUGGGCUGGAUGGACUUCGGUCGCCGGAGUGCCGAGGAAUACGAUUACUCCUCAUGAGGGGCCACGCCUUACUUCUCACUUUCCCAAAUAAAGAAUAUAUUUAUUACUAUUCUCCUUCUUCUUAUAAUGAUGCUGAUGAUGUAUUUGAUGUACAUGUUUGUAAAUUGACAAUGCAAUAUACACUUAAGCCAAAUUUUUUCAGAAACGUCUACUUUUUGUGUCGUUAGCUUUUGUGGUCUUGUGAGUGACUGAGGAAAAGGAAGCUGGUCUGGGUGACACAGUGCUGUUGAUGUGUUUCAAAUAAACCAGAUCAGAAUUCGA
Neoarius graeffei (lesser salmon catfish) is the source of this 689-nucleotide messenger RNA. RefSeq names its product cholecystokinin b (gene cckb). Gene Ontology annotation, cellular component: extracellular region; axon. Lineage: Eukaryota; Metazoa; Chordata; Actinopteri; Siluriformes; Ariidae. Gene Ontology annotation, molecular function: neuropeptide hormone activity. The coding region runs from base 102 to 425 and encodes 107 amino acids. Gene Ontology annotation, biological process: digestion. The transcript has 3 exons. The record is from RefSeq and is a predicted model, not a curated record.